This is a messenger RNA of Corapipo altera (White-ruffed manakin), 1343 nucleotides long. RefSeq names its product CD40 molecule (gene CD40). The transcript is spliced from 9 exons. The coding region runs from base 55 to 891 and encodes 278 amino acids. Gene Ontology annotation, molecular function: protein binding; antigen binding; transmembrane signaling receptor activity. NCBI's taxonomy places the organism in Eukaryota, Metazoa, Chordata, Aves, Passeriformes, Pipridae. Gene Ontology annotation, biological process: cellular response to interleukin-1; immune response-regulating cell surface receptor signaling pathway; positive regulation of canonical NF-kappaB signal transduction. The record is from RefSeq and is a predicted model, not a curated record. Gene Ontology annotation, cellular component: CD40 receptor complex; external side of plasma membrane; membrane.
GAACGGACCCGGGCGUUCUUAGGGAGGCGGCGGCGGCGACCGGGGCUCAGCGCCAUGAACCGGCUGGGGCUGCUGGGGCUGCUCUCCGCGGCGCUGCUGGGCUGCUGGGAGCCUGGUGAUGCCUUAACGUGCUCUGAUAAGCAGUAUGAGUACAAGGGCAGGUGCUGCAACCGAUGUCGACCAGGGGAAAAGCUGGUCUCCGAGUGCGAUAAAACAGAAACCUCUGUCUGCACCCUCUGUGAGAUUGGGCAAUAUCAGCAGAGCUGGACCAAGGAGAAGCACUGUGCUCCUCAUGACAUCUGUGAACACAACGCCGGACUCAUCGUGAAGACACAUGGAAAUGCCACACACAACACGGUGUGCCAGUGCCAGCCUGGCACGCACUGCUCGGACACCAGCUGCCAGACCUGUGUGGAGAACCAGCCCUGCAGGCCUGGCUCUGGCUUCGUGGCAGCCAAGGCCAUGGAAAGGAAGACAUCCCCCUGUGAACCCUGUGCAGAAGGCACCUUCUCCAACGUCUCUUCUAAAACUGAGCCAUGCCAUCCUUGGACAAGCUGCGAGGAAAAGGGGCUGGCUCUGAAGGUGGAAGGGACAAACACCUCGGAUGUGAUCUGUGAGUCGGGCAGGCGCUCCUCGCUGUCGGUGCUGAUCCCCGUCACGGCCGCAGUCGUCACGUGCCUCGUGGGUGUCUGCAUCUACUGCCUGGUCGACAGAGAUUCCAGACGACGGGUACAGAAGGAGGCUGGGAUGCCCGGAGAGAACGCAAAUAGCCAGCAGCCCACGGAGCAGGAUGAGAAUGUCUUGCCUGUGCAGGAGACCCUACUCAGAGGCCAGCCCGUGGUCCAGGAGGAUGGCAAGGAGAGCCGCAUGUCGGAGCAGGAGAUGGUGUGAGGGCGCAGGGCGCUGCCUCCGACAGGAGCACGGACUGGGAACAGCACCAUCUCCUCUGUCCCCUCUCCAGCUGGGGAGGAGAUCUGGUGUCUGGCCUGGCUGAGAGCGAUGUGAUGCUGCGGUGGACCAUGGCACGACCACCCCACGGCAAUACCACCACAGCCAGCACCUGGUCUGGCCACCUGCCCUGGGCUGUCCUGGUGGAGCAAGGCUCGGCUGCCCACAUGGGUGCAUGGAACAGGGUCCCAUCCUGCUGCCCAAGCGGGUGCUGCAGUGAAGCCCAGUGUGGCUGCUCUCCUGCUGACCCCUGGCAGAGCCCGGUGCACCCGCCAGGGCUGCCUCAGCAAAGUGUAACAGCUGAUGGCAAGACCCCCAGCUCAGAGUCUCCCUGCGUGCUGGGGAUGCCACGGCCAGGAGUGGAGCCUGCGGGUGUGGGACCACCACGGCAGAGC